Sporothrix brasiliensis 5110 is the source of this 720-nucleotide messenger RNA. RefSeq names its product thiJ/PfpI family protein. The record is from RefSeq and is a predicted model, not a curated record. The transcript has 2 exons. Gene Ontology annotation, molecular function: glyoxalase III activity. Lineage: Eukaryota; Fungi; Ascomycota; Sordariomycetes; Ophiostomatales; Ophiostomataceae. Bases 1 to 720 code for a protein of 239 amino acids.
AUGGCUCCCACCGUCCUCGUUGUCCUCACCUCGCACGACAAGCUCGGCGACACCGGCAAGAAGACGGGCUGGUAUUUGCCCGAGUUCGCCCACCCGUAUGACGAGUUUGUCGACGCCGGCUUCGACGUGACCGUCGCCUCGCCCAAGGGCGGCGAGGCGCCGCUCGACCCGUCGUCGGUGGAGGCGUUCAAGGAGGACGCGUCGUCGGUGGCCUUUUUGCACAACAAGAAGUCCAUCUGGCAGAACACGCAGCCGCUCCACUCGUUUGCCGGCGACGACGCCGCCGCCGCCAAGACCGCCCAGGCGUACGACGCGCUCUUCUACCCGGGCGGCCACGGCCCCAUGUUCGACCUGGCCUUUGACAAGCAGAGCCAGCGGCUGGCCGCGGCGUUUGCGUCGGCCGGCAAGGUCGUGUCGGCCGUGUGCCACGGCCCGGCGGCGCUGGCCAACGUGUUUGUCGACAACGACGAGAGCAAGGGCUACCUGCUCAAGGGCCGCCGCGUGGGCGGCUUCACCGACGCCGAGGAGGCCGCGGCGCAGAUGGACAAGGCCGUGCCUUUCCUGCUCGAAUCGCGUCUGCGUGAGGUCGGCGCCAACUUUGGGAAGGCGGACGAGCUCUGGGGCGAGUACGUCGUCGUGGACGGCAACAUCAUUACGGGCCAGAACCCGGCGAGCGCCAAGGGCGUCGGUGCGGCCAUUGUCAAGGCUGUCAAGAAGUAA